Molecule: messenger RNA, 603 nt
Organism: Sphenostylis stenocarpa
Lineage: Eukaryota; Viridiplantae; Streptophyta; Magnoliopsida; Fabales; Fabaceae
Source: the annotation of a GenBank genome assembly
AUGGCCCUCGGCUUUUCCUCUUUCAGUCUUGGUCCUUAUAAUGCACAUCAGUGUUUUGAGGUGAAACAACCCAACAUAUCAUCUGUAGCUCAGCCUCAUUAUUUAUUUCUUCUUGGCACAUGUUGUGGCAAUCUCUUUAGUACUGAAUUGAAGAAUGAAGGGUUUUGGUGCCAUAACAAAUGCCUUCAGAUUGAAGUGGCACUUUUAGCUGUAUUUUUCAAGUUUGGGGGAAACAGUGUUAUCAGGGUUCUUUGUACUGUGGUUACAAUUCCAAUGCUCAAACUCUUGCGCUGGGGAACAUACAGAUACAUUGAUGCUUUGAUUUGGCAAAUGCUUAUUCGAAAAAAAUUGAGAAGUAUACAGUCACAGUUACGCAUCCAUCUUUUCCUUCUUGUCAUUAAGAGUCUAAGAAACAGCGGACAUGAUCAGAAAAAUGCUGGAACUUUGAGUACUGUUGCCUCAGUAUCAUUAAUGGAACAUUUCAGCAGAAUGGGUGGCGUGUCGUAUUUAAGGUUCACUUGUCACGUGGGUUGUUCUUUAAAUAUAUUAUUCAUUCUUGUUUUGUUUUAUGUUCGGUCUGUGGUUGAUGUGUCUGCUUCAUGA